AUGGCCGAGCAAAUUGUCCUAGUCACCGGCGCCAACAAGGGCAUCGGCUUCGAAAUUGUGCGACAAAUAGCAUCAAAAGGCGGAUAUCGUGUCCUCCUCGGCGCAAGAGACGCUGAGCGUGGCCGACAGGCAGCUUCAAAGCUCGAAGCUGAGGGUCUACCGGUUGCCUUUUUGCAACUUGACGUAGAUUCUGACGCGUCUAUUGCUGCUGCUGUCAAGUCCAUCUCAGUGCAGUUUGGGAGACUCGAUGUCCUGGUCAAUAACGCGGGCAUCUCCCUUGAUACUCUCGACCCUUCGCAGCCCAUCAUGCCAUCCCGCGACACCUUUGACAAGACAUUUGCGACCAAUACGACUGGUGCUGCAAUGUUAACCGAAGCGCUCGUCCCCUUACUCUCCAAUGCCUUGACCGGAAAGCCUAAUGUUGUUUUUGUGUCCUCUGACACGGGCUCGCUUGGCCUGCUCGCCGAUCCGGAGGGCAGAUGGAAGGGCAUGCCGCUCUACUUCGUUUCCUACCGAUGCAGCAAGGCCGCUUUGAAUAUGCUUGCGGUUGUGUAUGCGGCACGGUUCAAAGAGAAGGGGUGGAGAGUCAACAUCGAUAAUCCUGGGUAUACGGCUACCGAGAUCAAUGGGAACACAGGGGGUCAGUCUGUACAAGAGGGGGCGAAAAAUGCCGUUCGGUUGGCCACACUCGGGGUACAAGAGGAUCUAUGUGGGACUUACUCCGAGAUUAAGGGCGCUUUACCAUGGUAA
This is a messenger RNA of Mycena indigotica, 750 nucleotides long. RefSeq lists its product as uncharacterized. Gene Ontology annotation, molecular function: oxidoreductase activity, acting on the CH-OH group of donors, NAD or NADP as acceptor. The record is from RefSeq and is a predicted model, not a curated record. Bases 1 to 750 code for a protein of 249 amino acids. NCBI's taxonomy places the organism in Eukaryota, Fungi, Basidiomycota, Agaricomycetes, Agaricales, Mycenaceae. The transcript has a single exon.